AUGUCGGGUGCAACAGGAGCUGAUUUUCCCCCUGAAAUACUAUCGUGCAUUCUCGAUUGUAUUACGCUACUUGAUAUUUUAGCUUAUGACUCAGAAGAACGUCGUCGCUUGAAACACGAGCUCGUUGCGCUCAGCCUCGUAUGCAAGCACUGGUCUGAAGCCAUCAGACCUCUACUUUUUCGACAAAUCGAAUUGCGCAGUGCUAAUGAUGUACGACUCCUGAAGAACAUCGUUUGCAGCCCCCGUUUCACGACUUCGUCUCUGUCUGGGGCCAUCUGGCAUAUAAAGAUCCAUCAAGAAGCUACGGAGGCGAAAUCUUGGCUCCACCACGUCCAUGGACUUUCAACCCGACUCCAGGAGACGGCAUUCGACUGUACCGUCGUGCGUCCCGCGGGCGAUCCUGCAUCUGUGCCCAGCCGUUGGGCGCCAUUUCAAUCGAUACCGAGUGUCACUCGAUCCUAUGUCCGACUCAGACGGCUUUUCCUCAACGAUGUUGUAUUCACGAGCACGACCGAGCUCGCACGGCUCCUCGACAAUUUCUCCACGCUCGAGCACUGCGCCUGCAACCAGCUCACCUUCCUUGACUCGUCGCCGGUUGUCCAGUCACGCAGAGCCCGCCGACGUCCUUCAUCGACCCUCUGGACGUGCGACAUCUCGCGGUGUAAGGAUAUGGCGGUCUCCGUUCAAGCGGUGCUGGCUGCUGACAUCCUUGGGGCUGGUCGUCGCAUGGGCCUUGACGACCGCACAAGGGAUGCGACUCUUCAAGUGCUGUCUGCAUUCGUACCAAACACGUCCGAACGGGCAGCUGUGCGGCUUAGUAAUAAUGAGAACGGCAGCAUGUUUGGUUCGUCUUCUAACUGGUGCAAGCAGUGCAACGCUCACUAG
Messenger RNA from Phanerochaete carnosa HHB-10118-sp, 885 nucleotides. RefSeq lists its product as uncharacterized. The transcript has a single exon. Bases 1 to 885 code for a protein of 294 amino acids. The record is from RefSeq and is a predicted model, not a curated record. NCBI's taxonomy places the organism in Eukaryota, Fungi, Basidiomycota, Agaricomycetes, Polyporales, Phanerochaetaceae.